AAUGAUAAACAGUACGAGUACACACACACGAUCAGUCACACAGUUGUUUAGUACAGUGAUAUUGCAGUGAAUGCAUACCGGUUACUCAUGAGAUAAAUGCAGUACUAACUAGUACUGGUGUAGUGGCAUGGUUUUGUAGCUAGUAUGUGAAGGUGUUGAAUGUUUUUAUUAGAAAUUUAACAUUCUUUCUUAUUUCAGUAGAUAAUUAAUUGACUAUACAUCUCUUUUUAAACUGUGAAACUGAAGUUGCAAGAAAACAGCUGCGGAUAUAUCAGAAUCAUCCGUCUUUAUACUUGUUUGAAAUAAUUAAAAAGAAGAUGAAAAUGGAUAAAUCAACAGAAUAUUCCGCAAUAUUCAACAUGCUGUUGGUCAUCCUCGCAUGGUGUUCUGAGACAAAUGCUAUGGUCUACCAAGAAGCCAUGAAUGUUGAAGAUUUGGACAGUUUAUUCAGUGAGGAUGAUUGCAUUGAAGGCACUCUCUCGACUACGGAAAGCGGAGGCCCUCUCAUUAGAUCCAUCUCCUUUGUAGAUUCUCUCCCGACCACUGUAGGAAAAGCAGAGAAUAGUGAUUUUGAUGAGAAAUCCCCAAUGAGUUUGGUCAGCGAGCUGGCAACUUUUAAUAACAUAAAAUACCAGUACACUUUAAAGGAAGAAGAUGGACCUUCACACAAGAAGAGAUUCCUCAUCUCUUUACUCUUGGGAGACCACGAGUACUUGGCUGAAGGAAGUAGCAUCAAGAAGGCUCAGCAUGAAGCUGCCAGACUAGCUUUAAACUCAACAACAUAUGAACAUCCUCCAAAAAUCACAAAAAAAGAUAAAAUACCCAAAGUGGCCAGUUCACCUGUAUUCAAACUUAAUGAGUGGGCAAGAAAACACAGUGGUGUUAAAAUUAUGUAUUCGUAUAUUCAGCAAUCCAGACUGGAUCACAAGAAUCUUUACCACAAAAGUAUGUAUUCCAAAGCAGAAAAUGUACACAGGGUAACUGUAACAGUGGGUGAUCAGCGGUUCAUGGGAGAAGGCUACUCAACUGAGACGGCUAAGCAGAAUGCUGCAGAAAAUGCUUUAAAACAACUGCAAAGUGCUGAAGGUUUCUGCAUGUUUGAUGACGGUGUAAAAGAUUUAUUCACCAAACUUUUCAGUUCAGACUCGGAGAGCCAGUCUCCUAUAUCUCUCGUGUUCGAAUUUGCAGGAAAAAGUAAACUUCAGGCAUCGUUUGAUCUGGUUAGCGAAGAAGGGCCUGCACAUAUUAAAAAGUUUGUUUACAAGUGCAACGUGGGAGGUGAAUUUGAAACUUUCGGUGAAGGUAGCAGUAAGAAAGUUGCAAAAACGGAAGCAGCCAAGAAUAUGGUGGAGAAAUUGAAAUCACAUUCAGCUUAUAAACAAGUUGAUUGUGGUGGUUCCCUCAUGAAGAGAAAGUCAAAGAAGAAGAAGUCGAGGAAUCUCAUAAAAUCUGUUGCUCAGUCGACUCAGGAAGAUAUGGACUAUGAGUAUUCAAUUCCUGAAGAAAUGAACCCCAUUUCAAAAUUAAUGCAGAUUCAACAACAAAAGCAUGACAUGCAACCUAUCUUCAGGUUAGUGGAAGAAAAUACUCAGGAUUUCAGUAACAGAUUUUCCAUUGAAGUAACUGUUGGAGAAUUAUCAUUUGUUGGUUCUGGUCCGAAUAAGAAAACAGCAAAGAGAAAAGCAGCAGAAGGAAUCCUUGAAAAAUUGGGUUACUCCACUGCAGCAUCUGGAAAAACUCGGUUGGUCUCGUCUGAUUUUAAAAAGAAGGAAUUUUCAGACAGCUCAACAUUAAAAAAGAAACCACUUGUGUCGGGGUUGAAUCUUAAUUCGGAAAAAAUUCGCCAAACUUGAUAUGCUUCCCAUUCAAGAGACGGGAACGCAAACGAACCAGUUGAGUUGGGUAAAAAAGGUACAAAAUCAAAAGAUGGAACCAGACACAAGCAAGAUAAGGAGUCUAAUACUAAACCAAAAACCGAACUGAAAAAACUCGCACAGCAAUUAGGGUUCAGAUAUCAGUUUUCUGAUUUUCCCAAAUUUAACAACACUGGAUUUGUUAGUUUGGUAUCACUGACAACUGACCCGCCCAAGGUCUGUUACGGAACCGGAGCAACAACAGAUCAGUCACAAGACAGAGCUUCACUGAGUGCUUUGGAAAAUUUGUACAAGAAUCAGCUUAACACAGUCUCUCAGAUGCUUAGAGAAACAAAUCUUGAUGCUUCAGCGAAAGAAGGGUUUUAUAUGGUUGAUGGUAACAACAUUGUUAAAACUAUUAUAAGUAAAGAAACUAAAUGAGUCUUUAUUUGUACUUAUGGUGUUACAAGGGUCAUUCAGAAAGUAACUUCCGUCGUUGUAUAGCACAAGAAAUAGUGGGGAGGGGCUCAAACGGGAUGUUUUUGACCAUUCUCCUUGUAGCAAUGUCCUUGAGAUUUUCAUGCAUCCACAUUAAUGUAGUAUACUUACAUUUUAGGGCUUCACUGAUGUUUAACAUGUCAUUACACGCCUUAUUGUUUGUGCACAAGUACAUGCACUGCUGUAAGUUGUUCACAUCUUAUAUAAAAGAACUAUAUAAAUGAUAAAAAUUGAGUAAAUCUUCCAAAAUGUGAAAAAAAUGUAUCAGUUAGUUCAGUGUUUUUAACACAUACAGGUUUUUGCAUGGAAAUAUUUUGUCUGAAAUAAAAUGUAUAUAUAUAUAUAUAUAUUCAUAUACAUAAACGUUUUUAUUUUAACGUUAGAAAUUUGCUGCUAACUUAUUCUUCAUAUCAGUCAAAAACAACACUCUGCCAUCACAUACCUUACUGUUAGCAGCAUGCUCAUAUCAGUCAAAAACAACACUCUGCCGUCACAUGCCUAACUUAGCAGCACGUUCAUAUCAGUCAAAACCAACACUCUGCCAUCACAUACCUUACUGUUAGCAGCGUGCUCAUAUCAGUCAAAAACAACACUCUGCCGUCACAUACCUUACUGUUAGCAGCAUGCUCAUAUCAGUCAAAAACAACACUCUGCCGUCACAUACCUAACUGAUACUUAAAGAUACUCAAAAUCAUGUUGGGGAAGAGGGUAAUAUGGAUAACACACCCCUACUUAUCCCAAACAAAUUAAAUGUGUCUUUGCGGCAUUUUGCCGUAGGGGCAUAAAAAAAUAUUAAGAACCCUAAAACACUAUCACAGGUUACCUACAUUCUCAAGCAGAAGAUUUUUUUGCAGAGGAUAUUUUGAAAAUAAUGAAACAGUAUGACAAGUUCUUGAAUUUGUAGGAUACUAUGAGAAAAAAUAAGAAGGCGGUUUAAAGUAGUAUAUAUAUAUAUAUAUAUAUAUAUAUAUA
This is a messenger RNA of Homalodisca vitripennis (glassy-winged sharpshooter), 3323 nucleotides long. Its product is annotated as double-stranded RNA-binding protein Staufen homolog. NCBI's taxonomy places the organism in Eukaryota, Metazoa, Arthropoda, Insecta, Hemiptera, Cicadellidae. The record is from RefSeq and is a predicted model, not a curated record.